AUGGUAUCCAGCUACAAGCGAUCCACAAGCUCACGCUAUGCAGAUAUGCCGGAUCAGUAUACUCCGUGCUUCUUUUGUGGACGCCUGUUUUCAAGAGCUGACUCGGCACGGCGGCACGCGAAACAAUGUGACCAACGUGCUGGUCGGCCUAUACCCACAGAUGUCAAACGUGGUAGGGGUCCUAAGGCAUGCGAUCGAUGUGCGUUGUCCAAGUUGGCAUGCGACACUGAUGAGCCAUGCGAGACCUGUCUAAGCCGUGGAAGGAGAUGUUCUUACGAUUGGGUAGAGGGGGUCCUAGAUGCCCGCUCUAAGCCUACCAACCCAAUCUCUUCCGCACCUCAGGUCGAGUCCUGGGACCCCCGGGAAGCUUCUGCAAGGACUCAAGACUCAAAUGAUGCAACCCGAUCAAAUGUCGCGAAAAAUGAAAAGACUCUGUUUCUCCUUCGCUACAUGUCUCCCGAUAACAAGAACAUUCUCAAUGUUUGGAAUGCCCUAGAAACAUCAUCUGCCCUCCCCGAUGAGGCUGGAAGUCCGCCACGUGACCUCUUAGAAGAUGUUGGCCAAUUACUAUCUCAUAAGAAUAUCGACGUGUGGAAUUUCCCACUGAUUUGGAAUAACUUGAUGCCUUCCGGCAUGAUACUCGAUCCUUUGGAAGCAAAAGAUUUGGGAGCACCAAUUUUUGGUGACCUCAAUCGAACUUCGCUUGACCAGCGACUACCUGAACUGUUGGAUCUCAUUCAUCUUACUGAUGCUUGCGAUGUCUCCUCUGCUAGCCGUAGCUCCCGAAUAAAUGCUCGCUUUAUCUUUGAGAAGCUGCUCGGUGCUCACCAUAAACAACUUUUUGAGCAUAAAGAAUUUGAACUGAUGAUCAAUGGGGAUCACGAUUGUGUCUCGAAGACCUGUGAUAUGCACAUCGAGCUUUUGAAUGCAACUGUUAUUGUCAUAUAUCUCCAACUAGGAAUGACCGACAAAAGAAAACGCUGUCGAAUGCGAAUGCUUCGGAUCCAUAUGCUUGUCAAUGCUGGCCGAACUCUAUCACUGUUUACGACUCGCAAACUGGCUACGCAAGAAACGUCCUGUAGUACUUUUGCAGAACGGUGGUAUGAUUGGAUCAAGACAGAGAGAAGGAUACGAACAGCAUUUGCAAUAUUCCUAAUCGACAGUGAACUUGCUAUAUUCUUUCGAACUCUGAACCAAUCUCUCAAGUCAUGGAAGUGUUACUGGGAUAAGAAGCUCUCGCUUGAGAAGCUCUGCAACGCUGAAGAUCUUGCUGAAUCGAGACUUGGAGAAAGUUUGUACUGGCUGGCACGACUAUUAGUGCAUAUCAAGCCAUAG
Fusarium oxysporum Fo47 is the source of this 1335-nucleotide messenger RNA. RefSeq names its product Zn(II)2Cys6 transcription factor domain-containing protein. Lineage: Eukaryota; Fungi; Ascomycota; Sordariomycetes; Hypocreales; Nectriaceae. Bases 1 to 1335 code for a protein of 444 amino acids. Gene Ontology annotation, molecular function: zinc ion binding; DNA-binding transcription factor activity, RNA polymerase II-specific. The transcript is spliced from 4 exons. Gene Ontology annotation, biological process: regulation of DNA-templated transcription. The record is from RefSeq and is a predicted model, not a curated record.